Messenger RNA from Mollisia scopiformis, 666 nucleotides. RefSeq lists its product as uncharacterized. Bases 1 to 666 code for a protein of 221 amino acids. The transcript is spliced from 3 exons. The record is from RefSeq and is a predicted model, not a curated record. NCBI's taxonomy places the organism in Eukaryota, Fungi, Ascomycota, Leotiomycetes, Helotiales, Mollisiaceae.
AUGCAGCGCAAUCCAUCUAGUCUGAGACUCAAUAGAGGGCAGAAUAGAGGCAGAGCGGGUAGAGCCACUCGCGUAGAUACGCAACCCGCCAUUGCGACCCCAAUAACAGGCUCUUCUGUUUGUGUCGAGCACGUCGCGGUUGGCUGUAUUUGUAACCUUCCAAAUCAAAGCCAGGUGUUUGAACCUGUUUAUUGCGUUCGUUCACAUAACUGCCAACAGCCGAGCUUGCCAUCGGAAGGUUUCAGACACCCAGUCGUCAUCUCCGAACUGUACCAGAGAGAAGAUGGCGACAUCAUGGCCAAGUUCCAAUUGGUAUCAACCUGGCGAGGCGGAUAUCCACAUUCGGUUUCCCAAAGACGUCAAGGUGAAAGAGAUCACAGACUCUGGCAAGACAUAGUGAUUAUGGAUGGUGACGACGACUGUGUGGAAGAAGCAGAACACCCGAGAGAAUCUCUGCAAGAGUGGAAGGUCUGUUUUGGAUUGAAAUUUUUCUAUUAUCUGUCUAGAUAUGUUACUGCUGGACCUGGGGAAAGAGUGAACAGGGACGAGGUUGGGGUGGAAGACUUCGGGUGUCUGCGUGGAUCAGACAUCUUACAACAGGCCAAGAAACAAAAGGAAGAACGUUGGCCAGAUGGUUCUCAUCUCACUGUGGUUACCUCAACAUGA